GCAUGGCCGCGGAGGACCCGGAGGAGGUGGAGUGGGUGGUGGAGAGCAUCGCGGGCUUCCUGCGCUGCCCGGACUGGUGCGUCCCCAUCCUGGACUUCGUGGAGCAGAAGUGUGAAGUUUUUGAUGAUGAAGAAGAAAGCAAACUGACUUAUACAGAGAUUCAUCGGGAAUACAAAGAACUGGUUGAGAAACUGUUAGAAAGUUAUCUCAAAGAGAUUGGAAUUAAUGAGGACCAAUUCCAGGAAGCAUGUACUUCUCCUCUUGCAAAGACUCGGACAUCACAGGCCAUCCUGCAGCCCGUGCUGGCCGCGGAGGAUUUCACCAUCUUUAAAGCAAUGAUGGUCCAGAAAAACAUUGAAAUGCAGCUGCAAGCCAUCCGGAUCAUUCAAGAGAGAAACGGUGUCCUGCCCGACUGUCUAACUGAUGGCUCUGAUGUUGUUAGUGACCUUGAACAGGAAGAAAUGAAGAUCCUGAGAGAAGUUCUGAGAAAAUCCAAAGAGGAAUAUGACCAAGAGGAAGAAAGGAAGAGGAAGAAGCAGUUAUCAGAGGCCAAGACAGAAGAGCUGCCAGUGCAGGUUAGCGAUGCUACCAAGCUGAAUAAUCCGCAAGGGGACGGUGAGCACUUUGCGCCGCCCCCCGCAGGUCUGAAGACAGCGGGCUCAGAAUACCCGAGCAUGGAAGGGCCCAUAGCAAAUUUAUCAGCACUGGGGACAGAAGAGCUGCGGCAACGAGAACACUAUCUUAAGCAGAAGAGAGACAAGUUAAUGUCCAUGAAAAAGGACCAGAGGACUAAGCAGAUACAAAAUCCUGAGCAAACAGGAAAACCUACUGGGGAAGUCGAGGAAAUGACAGAGAAACCAGAAAUGACAGCAGAGGAGAAGCAAACAUUACUUAAGAGGAGACUGCUUGCAGAGAAGCUUAAAGAAGAAGUUAUUAAUAAAUGAUUUUGUUAAUUCAGCAAAAUCAAUUGAUUUUCUUAAAAAUAAAUUAUUUAAUCCUUAA
Messenger RNA from Echinops telfairi (small Madagascar hedgehog), 1002 nucleotides. RefSeq names its product cilia and flagella associated protein 36 (gene CFAP36). Gene Ontology annotation, cellular component: axoneme; ciliary base. The transcript is spliced from 10 exons. Lineage: Eukaryota; Metazoa; Chordata; Mammalia; Afrosoricida; Tenrecidae. Bases 3 to 944 code for a protein of 313 amino acids. The record is from RefSeq and is a predicted model, not a curated record.